Molecule: messenger RNA, 2152 nt
Organism: Hordeum vulgare subsp. vulgare (domesticated barley)
Lineage: Eukaryota; Viridiplantae; Streptophyta; Magnoliopsida; Poales; Poaceae
Product: signal recognition particle receptor subunit alpha-like
Exons: 1
Coding region: 83-1903 (606 amino acids)
Biological process (GO): SRP-dependent cotranslational protein targeting to membrane
Cellular component (GO): signal recognition particle receptor complex; endoplasmic reticulum membrane
Molecular function (GO): GTP binding; GTPase activity; ATP hydrolysis activity
Source: RefSeq, a predicted model, not a curated record
CGUACCCCUCGCCAGUUUUCGCGACCAGUAUCCGCUUCGCCGCCGCCGGCAGUCCCAGGGUUUCCGCCGAAUCGCCGACGAGAUGUUAGAGGAGCUCCUCAUCUUCACGCGUGGCGGCCUGAUCCUCUGGUCGCUGGCCGGCGCCGCCGCCGCGCUGAAGGGCUCCCCGAUCGACGCCCUAGUGCGGUCCUUCCUCCUGGAGGGCCGCUCCGCCUCCGCCGGCUUCACCCACGGCCCGUAUGCGCUCCGGUGGGCCUACGACAACGCGCUCGGGCUCGUCUUAAUCGCCGUCUACCGGCGGGUGCUCCACCUCCUGUACGUCGACGACCUCCUGGCCGCCAUCAGCGCCGAGUUCGCGCGGAUCUACCACCCGCGCCGCGCGUCCUACGACGAGUUUGGGGAGAGGUUCCGGCAGCUCCAUCUCGAGGCCGAGGCGCGCGCGUCCCGUCCACACUCCGUCUCCGCGAAGCCUGGUCCAGCAGAUUCUUCACCUGGCGCUCUCCAGCUCAAUGGUGGCGGUGGCGGUGGUGGUGGCGGUGAGGGUGAGAAGACGGGUGAUGAGUCUGGCAAGGAUGACUCUGAUGGUGAGCCUUCCCGGCAGGAGGAGCACAGCUCAGCCGCAGAUGGUAGCUUCAAUGGUGUGGAAGAGAAUUCUGAUGCCGGCCAUGGUGGUGCUGUUGUGAGAACGGAGGAGGAAGGAGGUUCCAACAAUGGGGCUUUUAAUUUUGAAAACAUUAAAAAAUCCCUUUUUCCACGCAAUGAUAAAGACAAGCGGGAUAAACCUCCUCACAAGGGUAAGAAACAGAGACUAGGGAAAGAUCAGACACCUGUAUCCAAGGAUAAGAAACCAUCCGAGAAGAAGUUGGAUUACUCCAACCCGGCGGAUCAUGGCAGACGGGCUGGUGAGCAGACGGCUGUCAACCAGGGGAAGAGCAUGAUGGACAAGGAUGAAGCCGUGAGGAGCACAACAAAGGAUGGAUGGUUCUCCUCAAUGUUCAGGAGCAUUGCAGGUAGCAAUGCAGAGCUGGAGGAGUCUGAUCUGCAACCUGCACUAAAAUCACUGAAAGACCGGCUCAUGACCAAGAAUGUCGCCGAGGAAAUUGCAGAGAAGCUCUGUGAAUCAGUCGCGGCUAGCCUCCUAGGCAAGAAGCUUGGAUCGUUCACACGGAUAUCCUCUUCUGUUCAGACAGCUAUGGAAGAGGCCCUGGUUCGCAUUUUGACCCCAAGGCGAUCCAUUGACGUACUGAGAGAUGUUCAUGCUGCCAAGGACCGUGGCACACCGUAUGUCAUCGUCUUCGUUGGGGUUAAUGGGGUCGGCAAGUCCACCAAUCUUGCAAAGGUUGCUUACUGGCUUCUUCAGCAUGAUCUUAGUGUCACGCUGGCAGCAUGUGACACCUUUAGAUCUGGCGCUGUUGAGCAGCUGCGCACACAUGCUCGCAGGCUUCAGAUUCCAAUAUUUGAGAAAGGAUACGAAAGGGACCCAGCUGUAGUGGCCAAGGGUGCGAUUCAGGAAGCCACCCGGAAUAAAUCAGACGUCGUUCUUGUCGACACCGCAGGGCGUAUGCAAGACAAUGAGCCACUCAUGAGGGCACUCUCCAAGCUCAUCAAUCUCAAUAACCCUGAUCUGGUUUUGUUUGUUGGAGAAGCGCUGGUGGGAAAUGAUGCUGUUGAUCAGCUCACCAAGUUUAGCCAGAAACUGGCAGACCUUUCCACUGCUCCCACUGCUAGAUCAAUAGAUGGCAUCCUGCUUACCAAGUUUGACACCAUUGAUGACAAGGUUGGAGCAGCGCUUUCCAUGGUGUAUGUAUCAGGAGCUCCUGUCAUGUUCGUUGGCUGUGGUCAGUCUUACACCGACCUCAAGAAGCUCAACGUGAAAUCCAUUGUCAAUACCCUCCUGGAGUAACCUUUGUUUUCUUUCUAAAUACCCAUUACAUUGCCAUUAUUGUUAGUAAUUAUGUGUAAUUCAUGGUUUGCUACUUAUGUAAGGACUGGAACUAGAAAUUUCUAUGUGUUACUUCUAAGAUAAUAAUUUUCCAUGUGUGAUCAUUUGACUCUUGUUUACUUGCUAGUUAUUAAGAUUACAAGCAAUUAUCGUGUACUUGACCUUUCGCACAAGAAGAUUAUUGUAUAAGUAUACUUGAGCUCAGAGUAA